This is a messenger RNA of Neospora caninum, 1014 nucleotides long. RefSeq lists its product as hypothetical. NCBI's taxonomy places the organism in Eukaryota, Apicomplexa, Conoidasida, Eucoccidiorida, Sarcocystidae. Bases 1 to 1014 code for a protein of 337 amino acids. The record is from RefSeq and is a predicted model, not a curated record. The transcript has 2 exons.
AUGCAGCAUCGUUUCCGGACAUUCCUGCCGCCGGCCAGCGGGCCAGCAAGAGCUCCGACGGCAGUCUGGGGCUCUGAAGUUCACAAUGAGACGGGUACCGGGGCAUCGGAACAGUUGCCGGAAGGUGGCCGGAUUUCCCCAGAUGGCUUGGCCGUACACGAACACGUAUGCACGGCGGGGAACCCAGCCGGCGGCGCCGUUGGGAAAGGCAGUUUUCUUCAGUGCAGCAUGAGUGGUUUGGUACCAGCAGACGCUGAGCACUCAUUCGAAUCUCUCCGAUGUCUGCUUACAAAGUCGUGCUCUAGGAUGUCUCCAUGCUGCUUUGUGGACAGACGCUCAAUGAUGGUAAGGUGUAGAAGGACAUGCCUACCUUCCCAGGCAUGCCCUCACGCGGCACCGCUGGUGACACCAGCUGCAACAGGUACACCCGGUAGCGUGAACUACGGCGUCGUGGUAAGAACAUAUGUAUAUCCUGAAGGGCUUUCAGGAGCGUGUUUGGUGAAUGUUGUAGCGCGGCCGGAAAGUGAUACGGCAGGCGACUGGCAAUCAACGUUGACUGGCCCUGAAAUUGAUCGCCCGGGGACAGGUCGUGGUCAUGCGCCGGUGCACUCCGUGGACCCCCCCAAAUUUGAAAAGGUUGAUAGAAAAUCAACCGAUGCAUCGGCGCCAGCAGGCGUUAAUCAAUCUGUUGGAGUUUCCCAGCACAGAGCCUCAAAGAGGCAGGACGUGGAUAUGGUCUUAUGCUACGAGGCUGUGACAACAGGUGCAACAGGAGACUUCUUCCAUCUGCUAGACCUCACGGAACACCAAGUGGAGUGCUGGAAAGGACACGUCUAUGAAUUCCGAGGAGGCGAAGAAUCCGAUCUUCCACACAGCGUUUUCCUCUGCCGCGUGUACACUGUAGGCUACAAUUGCGUGUUUCAUCUAGUGAGUGUGCUUCUCGGAGGGUGUCACCGGCAGUCGCAGCCAUGUGUCUGCGCUCCUAAUAACACUAACUCUAACUUUCGUAAGUGA